GCAACCAGGCACGUGACAGGGAGUGGAUAGAGAUUAUUUUGCCCUACAGCCCAAUGUAUGGCUAGAUCCCACACAACGUUCCAGUCAACCAAAGCCUCCGGUGAUAUUUCUCCAGGACUGCUUCUACCAAGGGCUCAACAUUCAGAGCCUCAUCUGCAGUAACCACAUAGCAAGAACAUGACGCACGAUCUACACAACUCGUCGUACGACUUUUACAACGGCACGCCAUGGUUUGUCUACGACUGCACCAUCCAUCUAGAUGAGGAUGGCCGACGGAUCACUCUUUUCCUCCUUUACCUAGUGCUCUUCAUGGUAGGGUUGGCCGAAAACACCCUGGUGGUGUGGGUAAACUGGCGAAGGCGUCAUUCGGCGAAUGGCGUGCUGUUCUGUGUCAUCAACGUGAGCUUGUCCGACUUGAUGGUGGUCUUCACCAUGCCUUUCUUCAUGCUGGAGGUGACCAUGGACAAAGUUUGGCUGUGGGGCCGCUUCCUUUGCAAGGUCACGCACCUUGUAUAUGUCAUAAACUUCUACAGUAGCUCCUUCUUCCUGGCCUUCAUGACCUUGGAGCGAUACCUUUCCCUGACGCGGCCCAACAAGCCCGCCUGCUUUCCGACGCAGCACAAACGCCGCUGGUUUCUCUGCACUGGGAUCUGGCUUUUGUCGCUUGUGCUGGCCUUGCUGGAAAACGUCCACGUCGACUUGUUGGAGUGGGACGAACCAGGCUGCUACAUGGUUCCUGAGCAGUACUACACGGAGUGGUUCGUGUCAGUUUCCUUCCUCUGCCUGAUAUUCCAGUUCCUGGGUCCGGCUUCUAUCAUCAUCACCUGCAACGUCCUGAUCGCCCGAGCCAUCCGCACAGUCCCGGACAUCCAGAAUCGCCGGGACGUGUGGUUGGUGCACGUGUACUCACUGGUCUUUGUGGCCUGCUGGCUACCGUACCAUUUGGUGUUGUUUUUGUUGACAGUGGACGACCUGGACCCACACCUGUUCUCCUGCAACACAGUCGGGGUGCUGUACUUCUCUUUUAGCCUCGUGCAAUGCUUGUCGCUCUUUCACUGCAUUGCCAACCCAAUCCUCUACAACUUCCUCAGUAAGAGCUUCCGCAACAGUCUAAUAAACACAGUGAUCAGUCGAAUCUCUUUACCGCCGACCAGUGCGCCAUCUAAUGCUGUACCUGACAACGCAGGGACAACGGCGGUAAAAGAGAGGAAGCUCAGUAAUGCCAGCACAAGUCACUCCGACAUUGGCGCGUAAAGAGGGAAACUCCUAAAGGGCGAUUUGGUGAAACAGCACAUGAAUGUGCUACGAAAAGAAUGGCUUUGAUGAGGCCAUUGUUUUUGGUCAGUUGCCUGGUAACCAACCAUAUUGUCUCCUGUUUAUCUCACCUCAGUAUUGCUAACAAUGCAAGGAAGGAAAUAUUGUCCACCUUUCGUAACCUUUAUUUCCACCGGUUCCCAUUGUCAUAUCUAGGAACUCCUUGACAAGUAAUAAAAGAUCCGUCCACAUGCCAGUAUUUGGACAAAGACAGUUUUGAUUGUUCUGCUCAACAAAAACUUUCACUUAGCUGUCCAUAUGCGCAAUCACAACACCUAGAGCUGUUUUAAUGACCUUUGAGCUCAGCAACUUGUACAUAUUAUGGAUGUAAUGGAAAAAAAAAAAUUAAUACAAUUUGUUUUAAAUAAUUUUUUUAAGGUUUGAGUGAAAGUGUCAAAUCGUGUGGGCUAAUGCCAUUUCCUGAGGGCAUGUGCUGCUCCAAUGUCUAAAAAAAUUUUUUUCACUAUAGAAAUGUAUGUUGAAUAUAAAUAUGCUGUAAUUAACAUUUAUAAAUAGUGGUGCUGUGUUUAAAUGAUGUGAAUAUGGCCGAAAUUUUACUGUUAAAAAAAAGACAAGACCCUGGCAAGUUUCGUAAGUACUGAUUUUAUUCAGAACACAAGUACAGCUGUAUUAAAAGACAAUACAUUUCUGAUAGUGACACUGAACAUGGAUAAACAUAUAAAUAACACUGAAGUAAUAUAAGGCAAUUUCAUGUUUCAUGUUGAAAAUAAAAUGUAGUAUCAAGAUAUUUACAGUUUAUGAUCACAACAUCAGCUGCAAACCGUGGCAAAGCCCUGGUAAUGUGCAUUCUUUCCUAAAAAUAAAGGGUAUUGAAACCAGGCAUUUUAUAAGGUUCAGUCUGUAUUUUUCUGUGCUACAUUACAAAUAAAGCUAUACCAACCACAAUGUCCCAGCAGUUUUGAAUGUAUACUUUAUGGUUUGACCAGUGACAUCAAUUAUGAAUGAACCAGUGUGCUAAAACAGUUUGAAUUGAAUAAGAAAUUAUUUAAAUGUACAAUGUAAAACUGUCCCAUGAAAGAAAGAAAAAGCAUAUAACUGCUGGGGAAGUUGUACAAAAGACCAUCACAGCUUUCUAAAAGAACUGUAACUUAUCCACAAUACCAUUUGCACAAAACACUCUGAUAUGUCCCAAGUGAAGAAAGUGAACACUGCGAUAUGAACUGACUGAUGUAUUAACACCUCAGUCUGAAUCGCUUCUCUUUUCCAAAUGAAAUUAUUUAUGUAAGAAGAGUUUUGCUUUAUGUAUUACAUCCAAAUUGUUUGACACUACAUCUCAUGAACCGGUAACUAUUUCUAAUUUAGUCUGUCAAUGAUAUACAACACUAAUAUAAAAAUAACAGCUAUUCUGUAAAAUAAAAGUACCGUUAUAUAUUUAUUAUUACUUUUUUUUUUUUAAGGACCAAUUUUAUUUUAUAUCCUUGACCUAGACAAGAGCACUGCUUUAUUUAUCAGAAAACAUAGAAAAAAAUUAUAUUCUCAGCGUACAUUUGCACUGGAAUAUCCAGAGACCUUUAGCUUAUUGUGAUAAGAGUUGCAGGAAGAGCAUACAGAGGUAAAUCGCAGAUCAGCACUUGGAAAAGCUUAUUGUUAAAAAUGACUUCAUUAAAACACUGCAAAUCAAAAGUUUGGAGACACUUGACUGAAUUUGUUUGGAGUGAUCUUUAACAAUCUUCUGAUCUAACUGCUUAUACUUACUUUGAAGACAAAUAUAACUUAUGUUGGUGCAUAAGUUAAGAAUUUCUUUACAAAACUAAAUUUUUGUUUUAAAUAAAUGAGCUGGUCCACAUAGUGACUGAAAAGCAGCCAAAAAGUGCUCGGCACACAUGUAAACUUCUUUAAACUUCUUUCAAACACUUUAUAUCAUAAUGUUCUUGUCAAAUGUUUGAAAAAGUUACAGUAUAAGAUUGUUAUUUUUAUUGAUUUUUUUUCAUAGCUUUGAUUACUUUAUUAUUAUUCUAAAAUAUAAAAAAAGAAAUGGAAAUAAGUAAGCGUGUCCAAAUAUUUGAUUGGCAAUGCAGCCUUGCUCAGUCUCUCUUGCCAUCAAGUGGUCAAGUAUCAGCACUACAUAAAAAAAAAAAA
Molecule: messenger RNA, 3414 nt
Organism: Carassius auratus (goldfish)
Lineage: Eukaryota; Metazoa; Chordata; Actinopteri; Cypriniformes; Cyprinidae
Gene: ackr5
Product: atypical chemokine receptor 5
Exons: 2
Coding region: 178-1254 (358 amino acids)
Biological process (GO): G protein-coupled receptor signaling pathway
Cellular component (GO): membrane
Molecular function (GO): G protein-coupled receptor activity
Source: RefSeq, a predicted model, not a curated record